Messenger RNA from Heterobilharzia americana, 570 nucleotides. The record is from the annotation of a GenBank genome assembly. Lineage: Eukaryota; Metazoa; Platyhelminthes; Trematoda; Strigeidida; Schistosomatidae.
AUGUCACUGGUGAAUAAACGCAGUACAAUGGAACAGUUUAUUACAGCAUUCAUUGAAAUGGAUAAAGAUCACAAUGAAAUGAUUGAUCGACAAGAAUUAGUCAGAUACUGUCAGCAGAAUCGAAUGGAUAUGAAGCAAAUUGAUUCAUGGAUUUCAAGGUUCGAUACAGACAAAGAUGGUAAAGUCAGUUUGGACGAAUUUUGUCGUGGACUCGGUUUGAAACAGUCAGAAAUACGUCAUCUAAGAGACGAAAUGAAACGCGCCAAAGAUGGAAAGGUACCUGAUCUCCCCAAUGAUAUUGAAAUUAUUGCAUCAACUAUGUCAACGAGUAAACAGCACGAAAUCUGCAGUAAGUUUAAAGAAAUCGCUGGCAGUACCGGAAAAACUGGCAAUGAAAUGAGAGAGGUGACCAGUAAACUGAAAUCAUAUUUGGAUUCACAACAUGGUCGUGUCUGGCAGGUCGUCAUAUUAACUGGUUCAUACUGGAUGAAUUUCUCGCAUGAACCAUUCAUGUCGAUUCAGUUUAAGCACAAUAAUCAUGUUUGUCUUGUGUGGAGAACACCGUGUUAA